ACCGAUACACUCGCGAUGCCCAUGGCGGCGAUACACGCAUACCAAAACCUCGGCGUCAACCAAAAGCUCACGCAACUGCAGUCGCCUGCGCCGAGAAGACUGGCGCCAGCUCCGAUCGAUACCAACCGGUGCAAAAAGAAAACGUAUCUCCACCAGCCUUAUCCCACCCAACCUGCAUCUGUGGCUCGAAGAAAUGCAAGGGAAAGGAAUCGAGUGAAACAAGUUAACAAUGGAUUUGCAGCGCUCCGUCAGCAUAUUCCGUCGGCUGUUUCUGCUGCUUUGGCAGGUGGCAGAGGGUCUUCGAGAAAAUUGAGCAAAGUGGAUACUUUGAGAUUAGCUGUUGAGUAUAUCAAGAGCUUAAAACGUUUAUUGGAAGAAAGUGAUGAGGGGUGUACGGAAACGCAACUCAAUUUGGGUUUAAACGGCAGUGGACCUCAGACUCCUCCUUCAUCCGAAGAAUCACACUCACCUGCACCUUCGCUCAUAUCGGAGAGCUCAGCGGGACCAAACUGUCAUGAUGCCUAUGAUUCCUAUGAUCCGAUGAGCCCGGAAGAUGAAGAGUUACUCGACGUUAUUUCCUGGUGGCAACAACAAUGAUUUAAGGUAUCGUGAUUUACGGUGAUCAAAGUGCGGCCAUUGAGCGGCUUGUUGAUUGUGAAAAA
Molecule: messenger RNA, 662 nt
Organism: Pararge aegeria (speckled wood butterfly)
Lineage: Eukaryota; Metazoa; Arthropoda; Insecta; Lepidoptera; Nymphalidae
Gene: Ash1
Product: achaete-scute complex protein T3-like
Exons: 2
Coding region: 16-597 (193 amino acids)
Biological process (GO): regulation of transcription by RNA polymerase II; developmental process
Molecular function (GO): protein dimerization activity; DNA-binding transcription factor activity, RNA polymerase II-specific; RNA polymerase II transcription regulatory region sequence-specific DNA binding
Source: RefSeq, a predicted model, not a curated record